AUGGGAACCCACGCCGUUGGUCCAAGUCUCGAGUCCAAGUCUUCUGUGCUUUCUUCUUCGCUGUGCAGUCAAGCCUGCUUUUUACGGCUUGGCCCUCUCCGCCACGAAACCUAUCAUAGAAGUCAGAAGACUGAGCAGUUUACUGUCCGAGUCUUCGCAUCCAACCCCAAGUUUCGCAUUUCUCUCCGUUUAUUAUUAUUUUCUUUUUACGGCUCUUUCGUCACUGUUUUUUUUGGUUCGAAACCACGCGUGAUUGACAACGGGAAUCUUCUGCUCCUGUAUUCUUGGGGUCUUUCUUUAAUGAAGAGUUUGAAGGAGGGGAAUAUAAACACGAAGGGAAGGGAAGGAAAGGAGGAGGUUUUGAGAGGGUGGGAAUGGAGAUCAGACCAGAAGAGCACCAUGCUCGAGCUCGCCAAGGGUAUCCCAUCCUCGAAGUGGAACACUAGCAAUAGCAAUCCGUGCGAAUGGAAAGGAGUAAGCUGUUCUUCUUCCCGCGUCACCGGACUUGUUUUAUCCGGUUUCGGCCUCUCCACCUCCUUUUCUCCUAGAUUCUUCGAACUCCUCUGCGACCUGAGCUCAUUACAAUCCCUCGACCUUUCCUCUAACUCCUUUAGCAUAAUCCCGACCUCCUUCUUUUCCUGCAAAGGGCUUUCUCGAUUGAAGUAUCUCAACCUCAGCUGUAAUGGAUUAACCGGCCGGUUAAGUAAUUUCUCGGAGUUUUCUGCUUUGGAAACUCUGGAUUUAUCUUUCAAUAACUUGAAGGGUGUCGUUGGUUUGAACUUGAACGGGCUUGCGCAGCUGAAAAGUUUAAACCUGAGUUCCAAUUUAUUCAAUGACAACAUUCCAGCUCUGAAAGCCAUGAAAACUGUUACCUUUGAGAACCUCACUUUCUUGGACUUCAGCCAAAAUUCCCUCACUGGGUCAAUUCCAGGUGAUAUUGGAAACCUCUUAAAGCUGCAAAAGCUCCUGCUUUCUUCCAAUGAACUUGAGGGUUCACUGCCGGUUAGUUUGUCCAAGAUUAAGGUGCUUUCCCGAUUUGCUGCCAAUCAGAACAAGUUCAAUGGCGCAAUUCCUCCUGGAAUCACUUCCUACGUGCAGAUUUUUGAUCUCAGCUACAAUAAUCUCAAUGGAACGAUUCCUCCUGAUCUCCUCGCACCUGCUUCCCUGCAGAUUGUUGAUCUCUCUGCUAAUGUUCUUCAAGGUCCAAUUCCCAGUAACUUUUCAAAGAACCUGUAUCGUUUAAGGCUUGGCAAGAAUUUACUCAAUGGAAGCAUCCCUUCAGAACUUGGGCAGCUCUUGAAUUUGACCUAUCUCGAACUUAACGACAACCAAUUGGAGGGACAAAUUCCACAACAAUUAGGCAACUGUAAGAGCUUAGCUUUGUUGAAUCUGGCCAAGAACUUUCUGCAUGGUGGUUUGCCUGUGAGUCUUGGUAGACUUAAUCAGCUAGUGAUCGUACAACUUAAACAAAACAUACUCACUGGGAAGAUUCCUGCAGAGUUUUCCAAUCUUGCAAACUUGAGUACUCUUGAUCUGAGUCAGAAUUCUCUAACUGGUGCCAUUCCUCCUGCAAUCUCCAGCUUGAGCAAGCUUCAAGUCUUGAAUCUGGAAAAUAACAAUCUUAAUGGUUCAAUACCAGCUUCUUUAUCAAGUUUGCCAAACAUCAUUGAGCUUCUUCUAGGAAACAACAAGCUCAGCGGAAUUGUCCCGAACAUGCCAACAAGUCUAAGCUUAGCUCUUAAUCUCACUGGUAACAACUUGAAUGGAUCUAUACCUUCUCAACUCGGUGAAGCAACCCAGCUUGAGAUUCUUGAUCUCUCAAAUAAUAGCUUUACAGGCUCGGUUCCUAAUUCUUUUAUCGCACUGAAAAGCUUGACAGAAUUGGUGCUAUCGAACAAUCGUUUGCUCUCAGGAUUACUGCCUCCCUUAAACCCAAAGACCAUUGUAAGUUUUGCUGGAACUGGGAUACUUAACAAGUCAGCAUCAGCUCAAGGCAAUGUCCACAGGAAAAGAAAAUCAAGUACUGUUUUGAUUGUGAUUGUUGUUAUUGUUGGGAUUUUUGCUGGAUUCUUGCUCAUAGCUGCUAUUUUUGGACUGAUCAUGUCCAAGAGAAUGUAUCGGGUUGAAGAUGAAGUUCAUCAAUCAGGAGAUAAUGCUCUUCCUCAGAUUUGUAAUGGCCAUUUCAUUACGUCUAAUAGCAAUCAUAAAACAGGCUUAGAUUUUUUCAAAGCCAUGGAGCUUGUUGGUAAUCCGAGCAACACUAUGCUUAAGACCAGGUUUUCUACCUACUACAAGGCAGCCAUGCCUAAUGGAAGAAACUACACUGUAAAGAAACUUAAUUGGAGCGAGAAGAUUUUACAAAUGGGUAGCCAUGAGAAGUUCGAGCAUGAACUUGAGGUUUUAGGGAGGCUGAGCAAUUCAAAUAUUAUGGUUCCAUUGGCCUAUGUAUUGACUGAGGAUAGUGCUUACUUCUUCUAUGAGCAUAUUCACAAAGGGACACUCUUUGAUUUUCUUCAUGUAGGUUCGGAAACUGCUUUGGAUUGGCCAUCGAGAUACAGCAUUGCGCUUGGUGUUGCUCAGGGGCUUACUUUUCUGCAUAGCUGCAAUCAACCUGUUCUCCUUCUCGACCUCUCAACAAAGACUAUCCACUUGAAGUCCAUGAAGGAGCCUCAGAUUGGCGAUAUCGAGCUAUGUAAGGUUAUUGAUCCUUCUAAUAGCACUGGGAACCUCUCCACUGUUGCCGGCUCUGUUGGCUAUAUUCCUCCAGAGUAUGCAUACACAAUGAGGGUUACAAUGGCAGGUAAUGUCUAUAGUUUUGGCGUCAUCCUUCUUGAGUUGCUGACAGGACAGUCACCUGUUAGUGAAGGAAUUGAGCUUGCAAAGUGGGCACUUAGCCACUCAACAUGGCUUGGUGGGAGGGAGAAAAUUCUCGAUUUGAAAGUCUGUAAUGCUUCUCCUGCAGUUUGCAGUCAGAUGCUGUCAGUCUUGAAGAUAGCUCUGAGUUGUGUAAGUUCUUCUCCAGAUGUAAGGCCAAAGAUGCGAAAUGUGCUAAGGAUGUUGUUCAAUGCAAGGUAGUGAAAGAGCAUAAGCUCUGUGUUUCAGGUUGUAUAGUAAUAUCCAAGUUCCUUGACAAACAUUGUUCAUACAACCUCCCUUUUGUUAUAAUUAUUGUAUGUAGCAUUUCUUCUCUUCUUUUUCUUUUUUAUAAUGUUAUCAAGUAGUUCUGGGUUUGAUUAUAAAUUUACAGAAAAAAAAACCACAGAUUCAAGUUGUGUAAUUUUAUUUUCUGUGUGGGAUGGGUUGCCAUUGACAUGCUCGCUUGACUGUUUGCAGUUCUGUAAAUGUGCUGCCAGAAUACUUAGAAAGAUGUAAUUUUGGGAUUGAAGAAAAAAAUAAAUAAAGAAAAGUAGAGUGUUUCUGUUUA
Molecule: messenger RNA, 3424 nt
Organism: Dendrobium catenatum
Lineage: Eukaryota; Viridiplantae; Streptophyta; Magnoliopsida; Asparagales; Orchidaceae
Product: probable leucine-rich repeat receptor-like protein kinase At5g63930
Exons: 4
Coding region: 1-3075 (1024 amino acids)
Biological process (GO): hormone-mediated signaling pathway; protein phosphorylation
Cellular component (GO): plasma membrane
Molecular function (GO): protein kinase activity; protein binding; ATP binding
Source: RefSeq, a predicted model, not a curated record